Messenger RNA from Coffea eugenioides, 3218 nucleotides. RefSeq names its product protein FAR-RED ELONGATED HYPOCOTYL 3. The coding region runs from base 355 to 2910 and encodes 851 amino acids. Gene Ontology annotation, molecular function: zinc ion binding. Lineage: Eukaryota; Viridiplantae; Streptophyta; Magnoliopsida; Gentianales; Rubiaceae. The transcript is spliced from 8 exons. Gene Ontology annotation, biological process: regulation of DNA-templated transcription. The record is from RefSeq and is a predicted model, not a curated record.
AAGAUGCGUGAUGGGGGUGCUGGGCGUGAGGGAUGUAGGCGAGUGAAGGAGACGGAGAUAAUCCCCGAUCCAAACGACUCCGUGCCCUAAUUUACCAGAUCAACAUAAAACUCCUUCUCAUACGCUCUCUUUCCCUCACCUCUCAUCUCAAGCGAGUAGUAGUAGCGGCAGUGGUAGAAGAAUAAGAAGCGAGGGAAAGCAGCAGUCCACGCCCAGACCCCUCGCGUGGAUUUGCAGUUUUUUUUUUUUCUUUUGCGCAGAUUCAAUCUCUCUCUCUCUCUCUCUGGAGCGUCGAGUAUAACAAACCGGUAUGUAUAAAUAGUACUAUUAUUGACUGGGAAAACAGGGUGUGCCAUGGAUAUAGACCUUAGAUUACCUUCUGAAGAACAUGAUAAGGAGGAUGAAGAGUCAAAUGGACUUGCUCAUAUGCUUGAUGGUGAAGAAGAGAAACCUCAUAACGAAGAUGGUGUGAGUGGAAACAUGGUGGAUAUCGAGGAUAAAUUACAUGCACAAAAUGGAGGGGGCAUGAUUAUUCCUGUGGGAGACUUUGUGGAAUCGAAAGAGGAUAUCUUGCUUGAGCCCCUCGCUGGAAUGGAAUUUGAAUCACUUGCAGAAGCAUAUGCCUUCUAUCAAGAAUAUGCCAGAUCUACAGGAUUUAAUACUGCUAUACAGAACAGCAGACGUUCCAAGACAUCCAGGGAAUUCAUUGAUGCUAAGUUUGCAUGUUCCAGGUAUGGAACCAAACGUGAAUAUGAGAAAUCUGUAAAUCGCCCGCGCAGUAGACAAGGGAACCGGCAGGAUUCUGAAAAUGCCACAGGUCGAAGAGCAUGUGCCAAGACAGAUUGCAAAGCAAGCAUGCAUGUUAAGAGAAGACCUGAUGCAAAAUGGAUUAUACAUAGAUUUGAGAAAGAGCAUAACCAUGAGCUUCUGCCUGCCCAGGCUGUGAGUGAACAGACACGAAAGAUGUAUGCUGCAAUGGCAAGACAAUUUGCUGAGUACAAAAAUUUGGUUGGCCUCAAAAGUGACUCAAGAAGUCCCUUUGAGAAAAGCCGGAAUCAAGCAAUUGAAGUAGGAGAUGCAAGCUGUUUGCUAGAAUUUUUCAAUCAAAUGCAGAGCACAAAUUCCAACUUCUUUUAUGCAGUUGAGAUAAGUGAAGAUCAGCGUCUUAAGAAUUUCUUCUGGGUUGAUGCCAAAAGUAGGUAUGACUAUGCUAAUUUCAGUGAUGUGGUUGCUUUUGAUACUACCUAUGUUCGAAGCAAGUAUAAGAUGCCUCUGGCUCUUUUUGUGGGGGUCAAUCAACACUAUCAGUUCAUGCUACUUGGAUGUGCUUUAGUAUCUGAUGAAAGUGAUACUACUUAUUCUUGGGUAAUGAGAACAUGGUUAAAGGCGAUGGGUGGUCAACCCCCAAAAUUGAUUAUUACUGAUCAAGACAUGGUCUUGAAGUCCGUUGUGUCAGAGGUUUUUCCUUCAGCUUACCAUUACUUUUUUCUCUGGCAUAUAGUUGGAAAGGUAACUGAAACACUUAGCCAUGUCAUUAAACAAAAUGAGAAAUUCAUGGUGAAGUUUGAAAAAUGCAUUUAUAGGUCAUGGAUGGAAGAGGAGUUUGAGAAAAGAUGGUUGAAGUUGGUUGAUAGAUUUGAGCUUAAAGAAAAUGAAUUGGUGCAGUCUUUAUAUGCAGAUCGCACUAAAUGGGUGCCCCUGUUUUUGACGAAUGCAUUUUUGGCUGGAAUGUCUACUGUUCAGCGAUCAGAGAGCGUGAAUAGUUUCUUUGACAAAUAUUUGCACAAGAAGACUACUGUGCAAGAGUUUGUCAAACAGUAUGAUGCAAUUUUGCAGGACAGAUAUGAAGAAGAAGCAAAAGCAGAUUCUGAUACAUGGAACAAGCAACCUGCAUUGAAGUCUCCAUCCCCAUUUGAGAAGCAUGUAGCCAGCAUUUACACCCAUGCUGUGUUUAAGAAAUUUCAAGUUGAGGUCCUAGGAGCAGUUGCUUGUAUUCCUAAAAGAGAGAGGCAAGAGGAGAUGACCAUUACUUUCAGGGUUGAAGAUUUUGAAAAAAAUCAGGAGUUCUUUGUUACUUUAAAUGAAUUAAAGUCUGAAGUAUCUUGUGUAUGCCAUUUGUUCGAAUAUAAAGGUUUUCUUUGUAGGCAUGCAAUGAUUGUUCUUCAAAUUUGUGGGAUUUCCACCAUUCCAUCCCAAUAUAUAUUGAAACGGUGGAUGAAAGAUGCCAAAAGUAGGUAUUCAGUAGGAGAGGGGUCUGAACAGUUGCAAUCAAGGGUGCAACGAUACAAUGAACUUUACCAACGGGCUAUGAAGCUGAUUGAAGAAGGCUCACUAUCCCAAGAGAGUUACAACUUUGCGCUCCGUGCACUUGAUGAUGCUUUUGGGAACUGUGUUAGUGUAAACAACUCUAAUAAAAAUAUUGCAGAUGCCGGAACAUCAACCACACCUGGACUUCUCUGCAUUGAAGAAGAUGAGCAAAGUAGAAGCAUGGGCAAGACAAAUAAGACAAAUAAAAAGAAUAGUACAACCAAGAAAAGGAAGGUAAACUCGGAUUCUGACAUCAUGACUGUUGGGGCAUCAGAUGGCUUGCAACCAUUGGAGAAGUUAAGCUCAAGACCAGUUAAUCUUGAUGGCUAUUUUGGCCAUCAACAGGGUGUUCAAGGAAUGGUACAGCUGAACUUAAUGGCUCCUACUCGAGAAAAUUACUAUGCAAGCCAGCAGACCAUUCAGGGGCUAGGACAGUUAAAUUCUAUAGCACCUUCGCAUGACAGCUAUUAUGGAAGUCAGCCAACCAUACAUGGGCUGGGGCAGAUGGACUUCCUCCGUGCUUCAAGUUUCACAUAUGGCAUUCGGGAGGAGCCCAAUAUAAGAUCCACACAGUUGCAUGAUGACGCUUCUAGACAUGCAUGAGGAACUUUUUUAAUGCUAAGGUAGUAACUGUUGUACCUCAGUUUUGCCAUAUGUAUAUCCUGUUGGACCUAAGCUCGUUGGGUGCAGGGCAUCGACUUAUCUGAAUAGGGGUAAAAACCUUUUUGUGACAUUAAAUUCUGUGUAGCACUUAAAAUGCUUUGGAUAUUCUGGACGUGGUCCUCUAUUGUUGCUGAAGAUUAGACGACUUGUUUUGGUGUCUGUUGAAUAAUGAAGCGAGCAGUGAUAUAUUAAUUGUGAAAUGUACUUGUGAUUGACUCGGGGUAUCUAAGGCACUUUGUAGUUUGAAA